Messenger RNA from Gadus macrocephalus (Pacific cod), 4371 nucleotides. Its product is annotated as zinc finger CW-type PWWP domain protein 1-like. The transcript is spliced from 14 exons. Gene Ontology annotation, cellular component: nucleus. NCBI's taxonomy places the organism in Eukaryota, Metazoa, Chordata, Actinopteri, Gadiformes, Gadidae. The record is from RefSeq and is a predicted model, not a curated record. The coding region runs from base 743 to 2191 and encodes 482 amino acids. Gene Ontology annotation, molecular function: zinc ion binding.
CACACACACACACACACACACACACACACACACACACGCACACACGCACACACGCACACACACACACACACACACACACACACACACACAGUAUGAAGGCAUGUAGGUUAUCUCACUCUAAUACUAUAUAAAGCCUUAUAACCUUACAUAUUGCCUAACAACCUAGUAUUUAUUAUCAUGAUUGUACACUACUGUGCGUAGUGGUGUGACAAUCGCAAACAGAGAGUAUUAGUUCCCCUCCCCCACCUCCUCUAGUGCCCUACUUUACUCACUAUUUAUGGGACGUGUAGUUCUUUACGUAAUGCUUCAGCCAAACUUAUGGGAUGUGUAGUUCUUCUCAUACAGGCCUACUUGAUAGUUUAUAUUUAUGAAAUAUAUUAUUAGAUAUAGUAUAAUCAAUUUAUGUUAUUGAUUAAGAUCUGAACUUAGGAUAACGCAGGUAGCGUAAAAGGAAGGUUCAUUAUAAAAACAUGCAAGGCUAAGUAGGAUCCAAAGACCCCUCUAGGCGGUGCUAGGGGAUAUAUCAGACACACCGAUCUGCGGCUUUUGGCGGCAAAUGUUCAAGCUCGAGCUCUAGUUUCCCCAAGAAACAUAAAGAAGUAUUUCAUUCGUUGUCUCAGUUUAUCGACAGAAAUAUACAUAUGUUUAUCACAUACCGACUUGUAUUUAAACUUCACCUGCAUUUAUUAAGUGACGUUUGUUGCUAUUGAAUUGAUUUCUCCGUUUUGAAGUCUAAAAAGAAAUGGACAAAACUAGCAAAAAAGGCAAAGAAAAAGCCCGGUUUAUCCCGCUCUUCCAGACAGGAGAAAGCAAGCCUAACCCCAUCUCUAAAAAGAAGGGCCAACCUCUAGAUGGCGAACAAAAAAGAUUGGCUAACACUAUCUCUGGAAAGAAGAGCCAACCUCUAGAUGGAGAAGAAAAGAGACUGCCUAACACUAUCUCUGGAAAGAAGAGCCAACCUCUAGAUGGAGAAGAAAAGAGACUGCCUAACCCCAUCUCUAAAAAGAAGAGCCGACCUCUAGAUGGAGAAGAAAAGAGACUGCCUAACCCCAUCUCUAAAAAGAAGAGCCGACCUCUAGAUGGAGAAGAAAAGAGACUGCCUAACCCCAUCCCUACAGAGAAGAGCAGACCUCUAGGAAAGGGACGGGAAGAAGACACGGCUGCUGGUCAAGAAAAGGCUGAAGAGACGGAGCACACACAAGGGGACAAAAUGAAGAAAACAAGAGAGAAGAGCCAGAUACCAGCAGAAGAAGGGAUAGAUGAGUUUGAAGAGGUAGUUGCUAGAGUCCUGGAUGAUGCCAGUCCGGGGCUGAAGGAAGAGCGCCAGACCACCGUCCAGCUCAGAACUCCAAGUUAUUUCAAGAGGAAACUACAUGAUGAACAAAAGGACAAGGAUGAAGAAUACUAUGACCAGUGGGUCCAGUGUAGUGACUGUGAUAAGUGGAGGAGACUGAAGUCUGGGUCCGAACCCUCAGACCUGCUGGGUGCCUGGACUUGCCCUCUCAAUACAGAUGAACAGUACUCUAGCUGUAGUGUAUCUGAGGAGCAGGGGUCUGGGGACGAUGAUGACGACAACAUCAGCACUAGUCUGUGGCCAGGCUGUCUCGUCUGGGCUCAGCAGACCGGGUAUCCAUGGUGGCCGGCCAUGGUAGAGAGAGACCCAGACACCCACCAGUACUGUUGCUUCACCCACAGAACAGACACCAAUCCUUCUCGGUAUCAUGUGACCUACCUCGGCCAACCAGUGAGCAGAGCCUGGCUGUCGAGUGGCAGAAUCAAACCCUACUCCAGCCUGACCCUGGAGCGGGCUAUAAAUAUGCCGUCUCAGAAGCGACACAUGGAAAAACUGAAAAAAGCUGUAGCCAUGGCAUCACGGGUCCAAAAAGAAACCGUAAUAACGAGGAUAGACAUGUUCGGUUUCCUGGGUCGCUUUGUGUCUGAUAGGGAAAGUUCAGAGGACAGCGACCUAGAAGAAGCUGCAUAUGAUAUUUUGGAUAGUCAUAAUAUCAGAUUGGAACAGACCAAUAAAAAGACAAAAGAUGGGAGUUCAAAGCAGAGAGGGAGCCUGAAGAAGAUGAGGAGAGAAAGAGAGAGUGAUGGUGAUGUAAACAAGAGCUGCAGAACGGAGGAGGGGACGAAGAGAAGAAAAGAGAGAAAGAGUGGAGGACUUGAAGAGGAGAACUCUCAAUAAGCAUCUUCCGAAAAUCAUUACCAGAAGAGACAGAAAGAAAGGACGAGGGAGACCGCAAUGAGAGAGCGUUGGAAAGAAGAGACAAGAUGGAGAUAAUUACUUCCUCACUAAGAAAUGGAGAGGAUAGCAUUGGUUAGAAGAGAGCCGAUGAGGAAAGGAUGAUGGAGGGAAGGGAUGGAGAGGAGAAAAUAAGUAGAGGGGACUUCUACUUUAUGUUUGAAGAGGAGUAGAUGGGACUUGAAUUUGUUCUGCUGAGGAAGAAUAGUAACUUUUCUUUUUGUUAUGUUGAGGAAGAAUAGGAACUUCUAAUCUUAUGUUGUGUUGAGGAAGCAUAGGGACUUCUGAUUUGAUGUUGUGUUGAGGAACAAUAGAGACUUUUAUUGGUUUGUUGUGUUACCUGUAGACUGUUAUUUGUUGUUGUAUGGACUGGUGCCAGGUCAAGGCUCUUAGUAGAGCAGCAUAUAGAAGGAAGCUCUGGUUUUAAGAGGAUACGUUUGUUUCACCAGUUUUUUAGGCCCUACUUUUUAAUGUUCUCAUAUAAAUAUGUUGGUAUACUUUACAUACGAGAAGUAUUAGUUUAGCUUGUUAAAUAAAUACUAGAAAUAUUGUUCUAUUGUUUGUUUAGAGUGGACGUGUUAUUGUCCAACUGCAGUUGCAAGAUAAUAAAUGUUGAUUCAUUUAACAAAGCAUUUAACAAAACUGGUUGAUACCCAAAAACAGUGACUCACUGGCUCACUCCCAAACACACACACACACACACACACACACACACACACACACACACACACACACACACACACACACACAGGCUUGUCCAUGAGGUUUAAACAACAGGAAAAGAUGAACAAUGGCUUAAGACCCUCCACCCUGGUUCCCUUUGGAGACAAACAGACACACACAGUCACAGUCACACACAAACAUGCAUACAUUUGUGUCCGGUAAUUGAGUCUACUCGACAGGUAACCAUCACCUGGAGGGCCUGAUCUUGACAUCUAGUUUGGUCUUAAUAGUCAACAUGUCUGUUAAGUUAGUCUACUGUUCAAGUAACCAUCAGCUGGAAAUCCUGUUCUAAACAUCUAGCUUAAUCUGGUUAAUAGUCAAAAUGGCUUGUAAGUUUUUCUACUCUACAGGUUACCAUCACCUGGAGGUCCUGUUCUCAGCAUCUAGUUUGAUACAGUAAAAUAGUCAACGUUUCUGGUAAGAUGGUAUACAGGUAUCCACCACCUGACGUUCCUGGUCUAAACCAUCUGAUACACACCCGUUCACGUCAAACCUAACGGCUUUCUUUUAUGAUGAAUAGAGAAAGGGAAAGAAAAGAAGGAAAAGGAAGUCUCCAUUGAAAAACAAACUAUCGACACAGACAGGAAGUCCCAUACACACCGACAUACAGGAACAUACGGACACACAAAACACACCAACACAUCCGAAACAGCUGAACGUAAACACAUAGAAAAUACACAUCUGCACAGAAAACGCAGACACACACGUAAAAUACACCAACACAUCCGAAACAGCUGAACGUAAACACAUAGAAAAUACACAUCUGCACAGAAAACGCAGACACACGUAAAAUACACAAAUGGAAUGAAACACACAGGGUGAACAGCUCUUCAGUAAACAGAAUAAAACUCGGAGUGAACAGCACCUCAGUGAAGGUAGAAUACAACACACACACACAACACACACAAGAUGAACAUCACCUCAGUGAAGAUAGAAUAAACAGUACCUCAGUAAACAGUAUAACCCACAAAACACACAUAGUAUGCACAGCAUAGUAAACAGAAUAAACACAAACGCACAGUGAGCAGUCUCAGUAAAAAUGAUAAAACACAUAACAGAACAGCAGUUCAGCAAACAGACAAAAAGACCUACAGACACACGGUGAACAGCAGGUUAGUGAAAACAACAACGAUUGAAUCCUGAAUGUAAUCCUUUAGAUUGUGUGUUUGUGUGCAUAUGUUUGUGUGGGGAGGGGUAAAUCUGUUCUUUCAAAAACUGGAUUAGGGUUCCCGAUAAAUCUCCUUUGUGUCUAAAUAUUUCGACAUUUAUAAUAGAUACCAUUCAUAUUAAUAUAUUUAUAUUAUAUGAAUUAUUAUUACAAUGCAAUGAAAUGCAUGUAAUUUAUAUAAGAAUUGGGAUGCCAUUAUUUGUAAGUAUAUAUUUAGAUAAUAAUUAUUAAC